Messenger RNA from Aureobasidium musti, 393 nucleotides. The record is from the annotation of a GenBank genome assembly. NCBI's taxonomy places the organism in Eukaryota, Fungi, Ascomycota, Dothideomycetes, Dothideales, Saccotheciaceae.
AUGAAGUACCUCGCAGCUUACCUCCUCCUCAACCUCGCUGGCAACGAGUCUCCCUCUGCCGAGGACAUCAAGUCCGUCCUCUCCUCCGUCGGUGUUGACGCUGAGGGUGAGCGUCUCGACAAGCUCAUCUCUGAGCUCGAGGGCAAGAACAUCCAGGAGGUACGCAUACAUACAACAAACUGCAAAAUCUUUUCGCAAGCGCAAUACUUACACCACACACAGCUGAUCUCCGAGGGUUCCGCCAAGCUCGCCUCCGUUCCCUCCGGUGGUGCCGCCGCCGCUGGUGGUGCUGCCCCUGCCGCUGGUGCCGCCGCCGAGGCUGCCCCCGCCGAGGAGAAGGCCGAGGAGAAGGAGGAGUCCGACGACGACAUGGGCUUCGGUCUCUUCGACUAA